This is a messenger RNA of Chara braunii, 4504 nucleotides long. The record is from the annotation of a GenBank genome assembly. NCBI's taxonomy places the organism in Eukaryota, Viridiplantae, Streptophyta, Charophyceae, Charales, Characeae.
CGGUGCCAUGGGGACUUCUCUUCGUCCUGGCACUGCUUCCUAUUACGAGAUACCAGACAGGGUAGCCACGGCGAGAAAGCCAACGCUUUCUUGUCUCGUCCUUUGGGACAUCCGUUAAAAUUGGAACGGUACAGAGAAGAUUAGCAUGGCCCCUAAAAAAAAAAAUCCAAUCUACUUUUUGGAAGUUGUCGGGUUUUGAGAACUCAGGGAAAAUGACAUUUGAAUGUUGGGAAGUGAGGGACCAGAAUACUCUGGGACCUCUGUCCCAGCUGGAGGACGUGUCCCAUCCUUCGUUAUCUGCUAACCUUGCACAGACGAGAGUCUGGGAAAGCUGUGAUGAUGAUGGCCAGUGGUCUUGUCAGGUGUUUGCCCAGGGAACGCCCAUCUUGAACCUGCGUCUCGACCCGAAGAUGUGGGGGUGGAAGGCCCUAAAUCAGGGAGGGGAUGAUCGCCCUUUAUAUCAGUACACAGAAGCUCAAGGCUACCAGGCAGGCGAAGGCACUCGCUCCCCGUUGGAUGUGGCCACUGCAAGAUGGCUACAGGUGCUGGACUGUGAUGAGGAAUUUAUUCGGAGGGCCCUCAAAAAAUGUUGGACUCAGCUGGAUAUAGCCCCAAAUCCUGGGCUGGCUGCUAACUUGUGGUUGGUCCAAAGAGGCCUGAGGAUAGAUAUGACAUGUUGUCGCUGUAAAUGGGCUUUUGAAUCUACGUCUCAUUUAUGGCACUGGCUGUUACGGCUGGCACCUGCGGCAGUGUUCCUUAGAAAGCUCGCACGCACGCUCCGCACAGAAGAGAGUCAGGGAAGGAGGGAGAGAGACAGGAGAGGCAAAAGAGUGGGAAGCGUGGUGGCCAUGGCCAGGAGGGGAGGAGGAAGCAUGUCUGGGCUCAGGAUGUUACAGAGCUGCUGCGGCGCCCUGGUGGCAGCAGCGAUGGUGUUUGCACUGCUGCUCGGCUAUGGCGGACGAGCGGCAGCUUCUGCUGCUGCUCCUUCAACUACUGUAAGCCAUCUUCGAGGGGGAAGUUCAUCGACGAAGUCGAUAGCCGAGCAGGGGCUGCGGACGGCCAUGGAAGAGUCGCUGAAGCGUCCGGCCACGCUAGUGCUGCGGGAGGACAUCGUGCUGAGCGAGCCCCUCAGUCAGUUCUGGGGCAAUCUGACGGUCAGGGGAGCGUGCGCAGGGCGCAAGUGCGCCAUCGACGGGGGGCGGAGGUUCUCCAUCUUCGACGGGCUGAACAGCGCGCCCGAGUGCGCGCUGGUGCUGGACAACCUGGUUCUGCGGAACGCCAAGGGAAGCGCCGUGACGGGGAAGUGCGACCUCAAGGCGACGAGGUGCGCCUUCCGCAACAACACGGGCGGCUUGGGUGCGGCGGUGAGCCUGUGGCUUGGCCCUGCCAAGUGGGAUAUCCAGGACUGCGUGUUCGAGGACAACGUCUGCUUGAGUCAGGGGGACCAGAGCGGCGGCGGUGCCAUCUUCGCCUGCUCCAACGGCCAGGGAAGAGUGGCGCGCUCCGUCUUCCGGCGGAACCGCGCACCCAACGGCUACGGCGGCGCCAUUUGCAUCAACGGGCGAGGGGCGGUCCGCGGCCAGGACUCGUACGUCUUCGAUCGCGUGACCUUCGAUUCCAACAGCGCCAAGCACGACGGAGGGGCCUUCUACAUGAUGUCCUACUUCGAGAAUCCGACCUGGAAGGUCUUCUUCCGGGACAGCACGUUCAAGAWGAACUCCGUCUCGUCCGGCUAUGGCGGCGCCCUGGCGCUGUACGGCGUUAUGGAUGUGCGGCUCUGCCGAAGCGCACUCGCCGGAGGAGGAAACAGUGCUCCGCGAGGGAGAGGCGGCGACAUCGCCGUCGUCAGCCCGGAUUUCCGACCCUCCGUCGACUUUCAAUUCUGCCCCUCCAAGCCGAGGAACCUCUCCCUGUAUGUCCCCAAGAUCCUGGCCUCCGUGGUGUCCCUGCGCGAAGUCGGGGACAGCGGCAACGGUAACGAAGAGUGGCAGUCGGGGACAGCGGCAACGGUAACGAAGAGUGGCGGACGGGGUCCGUGGAGGGCCCGAGAUGACCCGGCCCCUCGUGCGUGCCGGUGGGAAACGGACAGGCCUCCAACGGGCAGCCGUUUCGAAAUUCGUCGGGCUGUACAUCCGUCGCCGAGAGCAGAGGUCCGCAAUGUAAACCGGCGGAGGGCGUCAUCAGCCAUCACUUGCCGUCUGCUGUUUGUCGCCCUCAGGUUGGCCGUUACGCUGCGGUUGUCUUACAUGGCCGACGUGUUCCGCAAGCUGCUGCUGCUCCUCGUCGUGAUUCUGCUUGUCGUUGUCGUCUUUUUUCAGGUGUGCAUAUUGGGGAGGUUCCCUUCACGUACUCGCAGGAAAGGAGGGGCGAGGAAGAGCGUGGCCAUGGACGGGAGGCGGACGACCCUGAGGACGUCGUCCGCCUCUUAUCCCGGCGACCGGGCUCCGAUCUGUGCCGGUGUAGACAGAAGGGCGGCAGGUCCGUCACCGUACGAAGGACUGCCGCCUCACUUGCAACCGCUGCCCGAUUCGGAUGAGGGGGAGGCGGAGGUGGACUUGUCGACGACAGUUCCGCUGGGUAGCGGGUCUACCCAGGAGUGGACGGGUAGCCAGUUGUAUGAUCGCCGCGGGGCGAAGUACGGGCAGUCGUUCACUUCCCUCCUUCACGACGGCGCRRAGGAGGAGGAWUGCCUCCCCCCUGUCGAUCUCACAUUUKGYCUCYGGAGCGGGAGCCCGYCUUCUSUCACGCGCACUGUGCUCGUGAACCCUCAUCCCGACGACGACGCGGGGCAGGUCACAUUCGGCGGCAGGGGCACGAGGGGCGGAGCGGCGGCAGAGGUGACGUCGGGGAAGACGACGGCAUGGCCUCGAACGCAGGCGACUUCUGGCCCAUCAGUUCUACGCACUGUCGGGCAACAUCCUGAGUGGAUGACCCUCAGUCCUCCGUUGUCCGGGGGGUGCGACGGCGUUCGUCGUCCCGUAGAUCGGGCUGUGACUCACGAAGACUUCCCUUCCGAGGGCGCGCAUGGAGAUGGCAGGCGGGUGUGGAAGGAGGCGAGGCAGGAGUUGCGGUGGCAGCAAGACGAGUCCAUAACGCAAGGUGUGGAGCGUUUACGCGUGGGCGAGCGGAGUGGGCAAGCGGACGUGGCCGUGGGGGGGGGUGACACAUGGACAAAUGCUGGCGAAGUUCAGUGCGACGUGGACGACGACGACAGCGACGACGUGUUCCCGUUGUGUGCGCCGAACAUGGGUGGGAGGGGCGGCAGGGGCAGCACUUCGACUAGAGCGGUCAGUGUCGAUAGGCCGGCAGAUAAAUGCGGGAAAAAAUGGGACAAUCUCAUGCAGCAGUUCAAGAAGGUCCACGCUUUCAUGGACAUGUCGGGGAAGAAGGACUUCUUCCAGUUGACGAGUCAGCAGAGGGUAGAGAAAGGAUUCAGCUUCAACAUGGAUCGAGCCGUGUUCGAGGAGAUCAAAGGGGCGAGGGAGAGGAGCCACACUAUCAGCCCGACCAAUGUUGCAGACACUGGCGGGGCAGGGGGKGUGCAACUCCCAUCUGCACAGCCGGCGACUCCGGAAUCUGUGGGGGAUGGGGAAGUCGCCGGUGAUGGAAACGACGAAGACGACAACUCAGCACGGGGUGGCUCACAAACGAGUGGUGGCCCGACCGGGUUCGGGAAGAGGAAGAAUGUGCGGCAGCAGACAUUCGAGGCGUUGUCGAAAAGCAUGGACAAGCAUGGGGCGUUAUUGGCGUCGACGAUGGAGAGCGCCAGAAAGAGGCAGUGCGAGACGAUGGAGAGCGCGGACAAGAGGCAAUGCUCCAUCCAGAUUCGGCAGUGCGAAGCUAUCGAAGCGGAGGUGGAGAUCCAGAAACAACACUGUGCUGCCUCCACUGAAGUUAGCAAGCUUAUGUGCCAGGCGCUGCUGGAAAUAGCGAAGGCUAAACGAGAACGGCCCACGCGGAAAGAGUGGAUCACGGAGGCCAGCAAUGAGGACAACGACGUUUUCAAAUCGGAGGCGGACACGUUUCAUCGCGUCAAAGGGAGCUUGCGCGAACGAACCACCGCGCGAAUGAUCAGCAGAGAUAAAGGCAGUAAAGGCGGCAACGAAGGGGGGCUUGGGGUUAGGCGUGGCGACAACAACAUAGGGGGCGACGUGGCAGCCGAUGCUGGUGGUAGGGACCAUCGGGGCCGCCAAGUGACCCCGACGAUGCGCAACCCCGUGCAAGCAAGGGACGUCACCGCGCCACGUGACAUUGGCAGAUAGCAGCAGGAUAGGCCGCGAGCUGCGGGAUAGGCGAGAAGGGAGGAGGGGGCGGCGGUGACUGCAGCAAGAAGGCCCCAGCCCCCCGCGCCCAUCGGGACGAAGGAUGUCGCGCGGGCGUGAGUUUUUUUAAAGCUCCUUCUUAUGGUUUGAUUCUUAAAUACGAUCUACAGUACUGGUCAUUAGGCUUACCUCAAUUGCAAUUACUUGGGUGAUUUUCUAAAUGAUAAAUUCAAUUUAGAGGA